Molecule: messenger RNA, 2143 nt
Organism: Amoebophrya sp. A120
Lineage: Eukaryota; Dinophyceae; Syndiniales; Amoebophryaceae
Source: the annotation of a GenBank genome assembly
CUUUUACUGUGAGCACCCAUAACUGCAGGGGCCAAGAAUUUAUUUACAUCGUCAAUACGGACAGCACUUCUAGUAAGUAGAGCCUAUAUUUUUUCCGCACAACAGUCAGUACUAGCACUAGCUUUCGUAGAAGAUAGCUUCAUGUCUACGUACGUGACGACCACAAAAUCCACUUAAUCAAAGCUCCCGUUCUUUCUUAACUCUUACCGUCAAUUAUACUGAUAGUCCUACCAUGGUUGAGAGUGACUUCGUACGCGAAUGCAUCACGCGAUUCGCGACCUUGCCGGAGAACGAGCGGGAGGACUUGCUGGUAAGGUUACGCAACGUCCACGCGGAGAAGAAGCAGAGCGAGCAGAGCGCGCCAAGUACUAAAGGCAGCAUCUUCGGUGGCAAGGGGACGGGUAAAGGAAAAGGCCAGCCACAAUCAAAUGGAGGCAGCAGCCAGAGCUCGAGCAUUUUCGGCGCGAACCUCAAUGCCUUCCCAGCCGGCAGCCCUAGUAGUCCGUUUGCGGUGCAGCCGGUCAGACACGAGCCGGCACUGAUAGGGAAUGACGCAAUAGACGUUUUCUUCCGAGAGGAAGAAGGGUCUGCGCUGCUCACGCGGAACGACUGCGUGAAGCCGGCGAGCCAUGCCGAGUUCGUGGCAAAAGUUGCGAAUUGGCUCUCAUUCGUCUCACAAAGUAUAGAGCUUUUUUGGCGGAGAUUUUCAAUUCGUUUUGAUAUUGAUUCUAGAAAUAUGUAAGGCAGAUCGGGAUUCACAUUCAUUCCCACUCGUGACAUCACGAACCCUGAGGUCCUCGUCGUGUCGUGACGGACUUGGAAAUAAUAAAACGAAAAGUAAAACCGCAAGAAUCCAUAUACAGUUUCCGUCGACAAGGGCAUGAUCGCGAAAUCUUUUGUGAAUGCCAGUCCGGAGGAGCGGGGAAGGUUAGAGAGGAUAUUUCGUCGCGAUGCCGACCGGACGAUGCUCAACGAGCACAGGAGGCUGCGGUUCAUCGAGACGCUGACACUCUGCAACGUGGAGCUUCAAGACUACCACCAGGGGGGCGGAUUCAUAACCGCGUUUCUGAGUCUCUUCUUAAGACAAGAGGACGUCGCGAGGGUAUAGCACUUUUUUUUUUAGUUGUGAUUUUGUUUCAAAUAAAGUCAUACAAACGGAAACGUAUUCAUUACUGAUCGCUGCCCAAACGUUAGCUUCGUUUGCCUACUUGCAGCGCAAAAAGAGAUUUUGCGCGCAAAACCAUUUUCCAGGUGAUUUGGCACCUCCACCGCCACGAGAUGGUCGGGUAUUUCAAGGGGGCCGCCCAGGGCUUCGUGAGCGACAGCCGGGUAUUCCACGAGCUCUUUCGACAGUUCCUGCCGAAUCUGAAUGCGCACCUGGAGCGACACCAGAUGAACAGCGAGAACACGCAGAUGUGGUGCAUCAAAUUCUUCGUCGGAAUGGGCGUCCACUUCAUGCCUUUCACCAUCGUCUUCCAAUACUUCGAGGCCUGCCUGCAGCACGGUAUUUAGAUAUGGAAAAAAAAAUAAAAUGGGUUCUUUUUCUCUACUUUCGCAGUCUAUGCAAGCUAGCAAGUUGUACUUACUGACGAGGAGGCAAACAGAAAGAGCAGCUGAUCCACGGGAAGCGAAAGUCAUUGCAUGAACAUCAGAAAAAACUUACACCAACAGGGCACGAAUUCUUUUUCAAGUUCGGAAUAUCCUGGCUCCAGCACUUGGAGACGCACCUGAUGCUUGCGCGAAGCACGUCGGAGCUGGGUGCGCUGCUCCGGAACGAGCACCCAACGGACCAAACGAAGUCUCACCCUGGGCUCUGGAAAGGCAGCGUCAAGGACGAGAUUGAGGCUUUCGAAGAGAUUUUGGCCAACGCACACUCGGUGAACCUGAACCGCUUUGGCGACUUCCAGCAGCUGAGAAUACGAAAGGCAGCCGAGUUUGAGCAACUGAUGAUCCAAAGAGCGAAAAGAAUGGAAGAGUUGGCCGAUGAGGUGGAGAAUUGCGAAGGCGACUUCAGCGACGAGGACGACUAGGAGCUGCAUUUUAAUAGCUCCUCUCACAGGAGCUCUUGAAACCCCGUACGAACGACUUUGAUUUGGUAUUCACGCAAGCGCACAUAAUUACAUUCAUAAGGACAUAAACGGAU